ACCUGUAAAUUCACCAUCACCGCAGACAAAUGUUUUGUAAACUGAGGCGGAAGGAGAAGAAAAAGAGUCGUGUUUGGCUGGGAGGAAAAAGGAAAAGAAAAUGUCGAAGAGCGACGUGGAGGAGGAGCAGCAUGAGGAACUGCGACGCCGAAAGCUUGAAGAAGCCCUUGAAGUCAAAUCUCUUCGACGUAUUAUCAGCGCAUACCUCAAUUAUCCAGAUGCUGCAGAAGAUGAUGUAAAAAGAUAUGAAAGAUCUUUUGCAAGGCUUCCACCUGCCCACAAGGGUCUGCUGUCCCACCUCCCAGUAAAAUUUCAAAGACUGAGAUGGUGUAUUUCAAAAAAUUCAUUUUUCAUAUUUAACAUGCUUCAGGCAUUUGAUCCCCCAAUUGAUAUGAGCCAGGAAAUUGAUAUUUGUCAACACCAAAAUCUGGAAAAUUUCCCGGACUAUAAUAUUCUUGCUGGUGAAAGAAAUGCUUGCUCUUGCCAAUCUGCCUCAACAAGUGGAAGAGUAGCUUUAUUGAAAUCUGAUGAAGCUAGUUGUGGAGAAGGAAGCAAUAUAACAUGCAGGUCACCUGAUGGGUCGACCAUCAAUGAGGAGGUGACUGUUCUACACGUCAAUGGCUCCGAUACUGGGAGCUGUUCUGCACGCUUACAAUGUGAACAAAACUUAGAUGAAGCCAGUGGCAACAAUAUUAAGACUGCAAACGAUCAGUCAGCAAUGAGUUCUGUUGUUGAUUCCAAUGGAAAUGUAUCCUCAUCACCUCCUGAUUGGUUAGAUCCAUCAUUUCAGUUACAUGUCCCCUUAGUUGAUGUGGAUAAGGUUCGCUGCAUUAUCAGGAACAUUGUAAGAGAUUGGGCAGCUGAGGGGCAGAGAGAACGUGAUCAGUGCUACAAGCCCAUUCUUGAAGAACUUGAAAUUCAAUUCUCUGUUCGCCAGAAGGAUUGCCCUCCUGCCUGUUUAGUUCCUGGUGCUGGACUUGGUAGGCUGGCUUUGGAAAUUUCAUGUCUAGGUUUUGUAAGCCAGGGGAAUGAAUUUUCAUACUAUAUGAUGAUUUGUUCAAGUUUUAUUCUUAACCAGACUCAGACUGUUGGGGAGUGGACAAUAUAUCCUUGGAUUCAUAGCAAUUGCAAUUCACUUUCUGACAGUGAUCAGCUUCGUCCAGUUUCAAUUCCAGAUAUUUUUCCAGCUAGUGCAGGGAUUACUGAUGGCUUUUCUAUGUGUGGAGGUGACUUUGUUGAAGUGUACAGUGAUCCAAGCCAAGUAGGAGUUUGGGAUGCAGUUGUGACAUGCUUCUUUAUUGAUACAGCACACAACAUCGUAGAAUAUAUUGAAAUCAUUUCAAGAAUCCUCAAAGAUGGGGGAGUAUGGAUAAACUUGGGUCCUCUCCUUUAUCACUUUGCAGACGUGUAUGGUCAGGAAGAUGAGAUGUCCAUUGAACUAAGUUUAGAAGAUGUAAGAAGGGUUGCUUUCCAUUAUGGUUUUCAGUUGGAGAAAGAGAAGACCAUUGAGACAACCUAUACUACAAACCCUAGGUCAAUGAUGCAAAAUCGAUAUUACACUGCAUUUUGGACAAUGAGAAAGAAAACAGUGGCAACUGAGCAGCAGCAGCAACAGAUUACAUGAAUUCUUUGCCUCCGCCUUGUAUUUUAUCAUCUUACUGCUGAGUUUAUAGGUAUAUUUGUGGUUGUGUAUUAGAAUAUUUUAUCCUUCUAAGUUUCUUUUUCAAAUUGCAGAAUCGAUAUUACACUGCAUUUUGGACAAUGAGAAAGAAAACAGUGGCAACUGAGCAGCAGCAGCAACAGAUUACAUGAAUUCUUUGCCUCCGCCUUGUAUUUUAUUGCACGAUGGAACUGUAGCUUUUUCCCAAAAGAAAUGAAAAUUGCCUUAAAAAUGCACUUGUUAUUAUUACUGUCAUUAUUAUUAUUAUUAUUUCUCGUCUCACCAUAUAAUCUUGUUUUAGUAUGUCUUAAAGGGGAGCAGCAGGUAUAACCUUCCAAGUUUUACAUCUUAUGAUAUUGCGAGAGAGAGAGAGAGAGAGAGGGGUUGCUGCACCUUUUAUCUUUAUUUAUUAUUGUUACUUGAUAAAUUGUGCAUUAAAUUGUUUAGAUUAUUUUGCUA
Molecule: messenger RNA, 2119 nt
Organism: Camellia sinensis
Lineage: Eukaryota; Viridiplantae; Streptophyta; Magnoliopsida; Ericales; Theaceae
Source: RefSeq, a predicted model, not a curated record